This is a messenger RNA of Armigeres subalbatus, 1140 nucleotides long. RefSeq lists its product as uncharacterized. The transcript has 4 exons. NCBI's taxonomy places the organism in Eukaryota, Metazoa, Arthropoda, Insecta, Diptera, Culicidae. The record is from RefSeq and is a predicted model, not a curated record. Bases 1 to 975 code for a protein of 324 amino acids.
AUGAACGCAGUUUAUUCAUGGAUCCCAAAGUUCACCGGCAGUCAGGAGAGCAUUCUGCAGUUGGAUUUGGAUAUGGAGGAAGGAGACCUGAUUGAUGACCACAGCAGUACUGACGGUGGCUAUCAGCGACGCCAUAGUGUUAGCCCUUUGCCCCAGAUCAGGGCCUCCAACGAGAAUCGGCUAUCCCGAAGCUCCUCCGAAUCGGACUCGGACAACGAACAUCAACCGUCUUCCAGCCGGCAUCAUUCCAACAGACAAUCGGUGCAGCGGGACAGCUUGCCAACCGGGGACUGUCCGGAAUCGGAUCGUAAUCCGGAUGACAACAACAUCUGCGUUGGUUGUUUGGCUGCGGCAUUGAACAAGAAGAAACACAACAUGGAGAGUACUUUUUCGCAAGAUGAUGCCGAUAGUGAUUCCUUCUCAACCGGCCCGCAUGGUUCCUCCAGUCUUCCGGCCACACUCAAAAAGUACAAAGGCAACCACUCGACCGGAUCGUGCCGUGGCAUGAAUCCGCCGGAUCACUACCAUCAACACGUUCCCCAGCAGCCCCAGUCGAAGCUUCCGUUUAAGUUCUACAAAACUGAUCACAGUCAGGGCCGCAGGGUUCGCACACCCCUGAAGAACCUGAUCUCCCAAUCGGUAUCGGCCCCAUGCGACGACGGAUCCCUAACCAACAUCGAUCUGAGCUCGGAAGUGCACGAGGAGUGUUCCGAUGCGCCGGCAGCUGUCGCCGUCCCGGCCAAGCAGCCCGCCCGCCGUUGCUCUCUAUCCCGAACGUCCUCCAGCGGUUCAGACUCGCGCAACUAUGCUCAUCUUCAUCAGCAUCAUCGUCAUCCAGAUGACGGACCAUCAUCGAACGGCGACGAUCCGGAACACGAUGACGAGGGUUCGGACGAAACCGAACCCAACAGUGACAUGGAUCUGAUCGCCACCAAGAGCAGGGACGGCAACGAAGGCGACUGCAAGAAGAAGUGAUAAACGUGAUAUUAGGAUAAAAAGGAUACUUUAAAUCUGGGUGCUGCGAAUAGAGUCGCUUUUCUGCUCUCAAGCGAGUAGCGGGAUAUUUUGAAAUCAAUCCCAUAAGCAAAAUUAUUUUGCAGUUGCUCGGCUGUCAAACAUUUCCCGCUCUUCGAAUUUCUC